AUGGCAGAAGUUUUAAAAGAAUGGCUAUCACAACGUUUACAACGUCCAAUUAAAUGGGAAGCCGAGGAAUUUGGAGAAAAGAUGAAGGAUGGCUAUAUCAUCGCAUCUGUUCUUCUAAGUUACCACGUUAUUAACGAGGAAAAAUAUUAUUAUAUACGAUCUAGUAGCAAUAUAGACGAAAUAAAAACGAAUUGGAAACUUAUAAGAGAAUGGUUGCAUUUUAUCGAUAUAAAUAUAAUCGAUUCUGAUUUAAACCACAUAAUGGAUGGUAGGGGCUCCACUUUGCUACGCCUUUUUUAUCAAUUAUUUCUUCACUUAGACAAAAAAGAUAGAACUGACUUUAUUAAAAAAGAACGAAAAAUGGUUUCUAAUUUAGUCGAAAAAAUAGACCACCGUUUUAAAGUUGACAUAGUCCCAGAAGAAAAAGACGUGUGUGUGGAUGAUCUCUCUAGACCACUUUUAAACGAGAAAUUGUUUAUUGAAUGGCAAAGAAAAAAAGCUCAGCAAGUAAAAGAUACCUAUGAUUUUGUAAGGCACAAGUAUUCCAAAAUCAUAGCCGAUAUAAAAGAACGAGCUACUUCACCUGUUAAGGCACCGGGAGAGAAACCCAAAAAAAUAUCCGAAAAAGACCAAAGAGAUAUGGAUAAAUUUUGCUUGAAAUAUCCUUGCAAAUUUCAAAAUUAUACUUAUGAACAAUUGCUUGAAUUGGAUCAAAGAUUCGUUGAAAGGAAGAAAGGUUUAAUUGAUUCUGAAUGGGCUCACAAUUACAUGGAUAAUUUGUAUACAAGAAUGCACAAAAAGGCAGAUUCAGAGGAAUUUCAAAAACAAUUAAGAAACGUCAUUAGUGGUUCACUAUGGGAUUUAUCUGUAGCCGAAGAAGAAUCAAAACUAGAUACAGAAUUUGCCAAGAAGGUUAUGAAAAUUUCUCAAUUUGAGAAACAAAUGGGAACUCAAAUUAUGGAAACUCGUCAACAAGCACGAAACUUGGUAAAAAACAGAAUCGCUGGUGAAUCAGAAUUUGUUGAGCAAAGAACUCAGCAAUUUAAUCAAUUUCUAGAUAAUAUGAAAGAAGAAAUAAAUCUAGGUCUGGUAGAAAUUGAUUUUGAAAAGCAAAGACAAAAUAUGCUUCAUAAAAAGCUAUAUGCCGAGAAAAUGAAAAGAAAACGUCAACACUACCAUGAAAUUUGCUACGAUACUGUUCUUUCAAUCAUAGAUUAUGCUACAAAAUAUGCUUAUUUUAAACGUUUACUUGAAAACGAUAUACCAGAACAUUUUAUACAUGAAUGGAAAACAUUGUAUUACAAGCAACAACCUAUCUUUGAAAUUUUUGACCCCUUGGAAGAUAUGUUAAGGGACACUGCUGUCGAAGAAGAAGUAAUACCUGAAGAGGAAGAAGUAAUAAGACUUGAAUUGGAUCGUCAAGAAGCAUUGAAUGAAAGUGAAUUUAUUGAAUAUCAUAAUUAUUUAUAUCCUUGGACUCUGGAACUCCUUAUACCAAAUUAUGAACCAGAAUCAGAAGAAAGAAAAUAUGAAUAUUUAGGAAAUCGAAUACUUGGUCAUUUGGUAUACACAUUACUUGAAAUUAAAUAUCCUUAUCCACCUCAAAGACCUCCUGCUAAUCUUCCCGAUUUUAGCUCUAAGGCAAUAAUUCGUGGAUUACCAGAUAGAUCUAUUACUAUUCCUAUGCAAACUCUUCUUAAUGCUAGAAAAAUACAUGUUGUUCGACUUGAAGCUGCGAUAAAUUUUUGCCUCAGAAAAUUUAAAACAGAAAUGAUUGGUUGCACUGAUAUAGAUUUGUCUUUCGAUAAAUUCAUGGCUGUGGCGCUGGAGGAGGAAAGUAAAGAUAUUAUUAAAUUGAUGAAAGCAGAAGACGAAAUAGUAAGUAAAAGUAGUGAAGCAAAUCUUUCUUUGAUAUCAGGACCCGUUCCUGCUAAUGUUAAACAAACACAAACUCCUAAAACCAUUCCAGAGGAAGAAAUAACAUUAUCAGCUGCUGCUGAUUUGGGCCACUAUGCGUAUAAAGCUCUAUGUAGUGGGGAUUUCUUAACAGAGUACUUAUUGGCAGCUAUGAUUGUGGAAUAUGUAAAAGAUCAAGACGAUAUUAAUGGAAUUGUCAUCAUUAAUUAUCCAAAUACAUACCGAGAGGCGCAGAUACUCGAAGAAACAUUCUCUGGCAAAGCUCCUCCAGAUGAAGCCGAAUUAGAUGAUAGUGAUGAUAUAUAUCUUGAAGAAAGUAUAAGGAAACAUAGGAAAGAAGAGAAAGAUCCUUACAAAGAAAUUCGAGUUUCUAAGCUCGUUAAUGACCCACAUAAGAAAAGGAUGGAUAAACCAUUUGAAAGCUAUUUUACCUGUUACUUGAGGUUAAAGGAAACAGAAGAUAUUCUUCAAGAAGUUGUGAUUUGGGACUUAACUGAAGAAAAUUCUGAAUUUAUUGAUCGAUUUUAUGCAGCACUUGGUAUUAAUUACAGUAUGUAUUAUGAAGUCAUAGAAAAAGAACAACUUGCACUAAUAUGUAAAUAUAUAAUUGGAGAUUAUUCAUUGCCGUUAAAGUCGAUUGAUAAUUUGUUCGGAGAAAAUGUAAUGAGUCAGUUAGAUUUUCCCUCCUCUGAAGAUAAACGAACCAAGUCAAAAAUAGUAAAAUCUGAAAUUAUGAAUGGUAAAUCAAAAGAAAAAAUGCGGCAUGGGUCUAAAAUUAGCAAAAUGUCUUUGGCUAGCGAAUUAGCAGUUGUUAAAGCUCCUGAUUCUAAAGAAGAAUUGAAGGAUGAUAGAACAAUUUCUAUUGAAAAUAUUCAUGAAGCUAGUGAGAGCUCCAUUUCAAAAUCAAAUGUGAGCGUAGAGGAAAUAAACAUAGCAGCGGGAGAGGAAGACUGGGAUUAUGGAGAAAUACCUAUUUCUGAAUUAAUUGGUAUUGCACUAGCGACUUGUUGGGAAGAAGUUGAAAAAACUUACAUACACGAUAUGCAGCAAUUGUUCUUAGCUAUACGCUUACAAAUGAAUUGUGUAGUACCUUACACGAGAUUUAUUAAAGAUAAAAUGGAACAAAUAAUAACACUACCUUCUCGUAAACAAGAUUUAGUUAGCAGUUUUCAGAAACAAUACAAUGAGUUUGAAAAUGAUUGGCGAGAUGUUAAUUUAACAAAAAACGAAUGGCACUGUCGAGUGAAGGAACUCCAGAUUAAGUUAUAUCAAAUAUGUGACGAGAGAAAAGUUUUUGCUGAAAAACAAAGACAAGCUCUUAUUUGCGAAAAUUGGACUUUGGAAGAGUUGACGACGAUGGUGAAUACAUACAUAUCUUGUAUGCAAACCGAAUUAAAUAGGUGCAUUCUUACUUUUCAAGCAUUUCACGAUUUUUAUUUUGCUAUGCUCAAGCGUUUGCCUCCCAAUGAUCGCCUUUCUUCUAAAGAUUUAAUUAAGAUAUACAGGGAGUCUGAUGAAACAUCAGGGAGUAAGAAGGGAGGGGAAGAUAAGAUGUUUCGCCAACUUAAAAAUGCAUUUCAAGAUUUACAGUUAAAAAACAUUGAAAUUGAUUAUAGUAAUAAUCCAUUCAAUCUGAUAAUAGAAAAUAAUGUUAAAUUUGCUUUGAAAGUAAUUAAAGAUACUAAUGAUUCUUAUAGAUCUGUAAUUAGUCGAGAAUAUAGUGAGAUUGCAAAAAUUGUACCAGUAGCAAAGAAAAAAGAAGAGAACACGUCAAUUGAAUCCAUAAAUGAAGAAGAAAUUUUUAAACAAAACGGCUUAAAAUGCAUUGAAGAAUGGACAAUGGCCAUUAAUGGUGAAAUGUUUCGAGCAAAUUUGCGCAUUUUAGCUUUGCAAUAUAAAUGUUUUAAGGACAUGAAAUUAUUUAAUGAUAAUAUUUAUAGAGCAUUUAUGGACAUACAAAAUAAUAUUAACAAUUAUUAUUUAAAUGAAAUACAAUCAGUUGAUCGUCUCUGUAAGUACCUGCAAAUGGCAGUAGAGGCAGGUAAAAAAAUUCCUGAAAGUCUAAUUUUAGAACAUGAUAAAUUUAUUAUUGAUCCCAAUUUCUUACAAUUUAUGCCAGAAGAAAUAAUUGAAACAGAUAAUGGCCCUACUGAUACUGGAGGAACCCAGUUUAGAGUUGCACAAUUGAGUCGAUUACGAUCUCAGCUAAAAAUUAUAGCACCAACAGGUAUUGCCCUUCAACGAGCUUUCAUAUACAUAUUACAAGACUUUAUUAUUUUCGGAAAAGAAAAUUGUGAGGGUUCUAUGUUUCCUGAGAGCUGGCGCUCCAUAGACCCCGAACAAGUGCCUAAAUUGACAUUUUUAUUAUUUGGUGAAACGGCUUAUGUUGACUGGAGAGAUUUUCUAAUUUAUUGUCUUAAUAUUAAAUUCCCGAAGGCAGAGGAAUUAUUAACAGUACGUAAAAAAUUCCGCUGUAAAGAUUUAGAAUCAAAAGAAUUAAUUGACAGAGGUGAUUUUAUUAAGGAGAAGUUAUGGUUUGAAACAGAAUUAGACCCCGAGGAUAAAUGUGCGCAAUUGCGAAAUAAUUUAGUGAAACAUUUUUUAUUUGAACUUUUUGAGACCGCAGAGAAUUUAAUGAAUUAUUCCGCAUUUUUACUGGCCUUUAGCAAAAGUAUUAAUCCAAUUGAAGGCUUUGCGAUGGCACUUUCAAUGUCUACUGGAAAGAAAAUAUGUUUUUCUUUAGAAGAAUGUGAAGAAGUAAUCUGUAAGUUAAUUAGAGACAAAAAUUAUCGAGAUGAAUGUUUAGCGUGCGCUUUAAAAUGUUCUGCACUAUUACUAGAUAGAGUAUUAACAAAUGUUAUAAAUACAUGUGAGGGUACGACUUUGGUAGAGCUAGAGUAUACUGAGCCGCCUCCUGAAGAUAAGAAGGGCAAAAAGGGAGCCAAAGCGGGAGGUUCUAAAGCUAAGAAAAUUGAAAGUUCUCAAAGUGCUCGUCUACCGAAAGCUCAAAAAAGUCUUACUAACGGUAGCAAAGUGGUACAGUCUGCAACUGAUGUCAAAAUGACGUACAUUUGUAGACCCUGUCAAGAAGAAACGGAAGAGGUUGAAGAGAAAGAGCCAGAAAAAGAAGAGGUUCAAGAAGAAGAAAAAAUUGAACCUCAACCUGAUCCUAAUUUAGCAUAUGCAGUGAGUCAAGAAGUCAUUUGGAAUGUUCUGAAAAUUUGUCUGCCAUGGCAUUUUAAUUUGUUGCCGGAGGAAAAAGUUACACCUUAUGUAGCACAAGUGAAGCAGGUUAUGGCUAGGUUAGAAGUAGAUACAGAUAAUAAAGACAUCUAUAUAGCUAAAUUUGUUAGUGAGCCAAACAUAUGUAAAAUAUUGCACAAGGCUCAUAAAUUCACCGCCAUCGAUCUAGGUGAAGAAAUUAAAAAAGUGUAUUUGUGA
Molecule: messenger RNA, 5358 nt
Organism: Colias croceus (clouded yellow)
Lineage: Eukaryota; Metazoa; Arthropoda; Insecta; Lepidoptera; Pieridae
Product: sperm flagellar protein 2-like
Exons: 2
Coding region: 1-5358 (1785 amino acids)
Source: RefSeq, a predicted model, not a curated record